Messenger RNA from Neltuma alba, 2916 nucleotides. RefSeq names its product LEAF RUST 10 DISEASE-RESISTANCE LOCUS RECEPTOR-LIKE PROTEIN KINASE-like 2.2. The coding region runs from base 1549 to 2916 and encodes 455 amino acids. The transcript has 2 exons. Gene Ontology annotation, biological process: protein phosphorylation. The record is from RefSeq and is a predicted model, not a curated record. Gene Ontology annotation, molecular function: ATP binding; protein kinase activity. NCBI's taxonomy places the organism in Eukaryota, Viridiplantae, Streptophyta, Magnoliopsida, Fabales, Fabaceae.
UCUUUAUAUAUAUUACUGGACAACACUCUAUUUCUGGUUUUGUACUUGGUUUUGCAGUCAUAACUUUAAAUAAGAGAAACCAGGACAGUUGUUUUAAAUAAGUCAGUAGUGGUUUAGAUAUAAAAAGUUGUGAAUUUUAUAGUUUUAUUGGUUUCACAGCCAUUGUCUUAAAUUAAAUAUGAGAAACAAUCGGUGGUUUGUUGGGUUAGAUAUUUAUUUUAAAUAAGUUAGUAGUGGUUUAGAUAUAAGAAUUUGUGAAUUUUAUGGUUGGACUAGUUUUACAACCAUAGUUUUAAAUAUGAGAAACCAUGGGUGGUUUGCUGUGUUAGACAGUUAUUUUAAAUAAAUCAAUAGUAGUUUAGAUGUAAGAAUCUAUGGAUUUUAUGGUUGUAGUUUCAUAUCUGGCUUUGCAUUCGUAAUUUUAAACAUGAAAAGUCAUGGGUGAUUUGUUUUGUUUGGCAAUUGCUUUGGCAAAAUCAGUAGUGAUUCAGAUAUAAUAAUUUGUGGAUUUUAUGAUUUUAGUUUUGUACAUGAUUUUGCAGCCAUAGUUCAGAACAUGAAAAAUCAUGGGUGAUUUGUCUUGUUUGGAAAUUAUUUUAAUAAAGUUAAUACUUAUUUAAAUAUAGGAAUUUGUGAAUUUUAUGAUUGUAGUUUUUUUUUUAAUCUAAUUUUACAGCCGUAGUUUCAAAAACAUGACAAAUCAUGCCUAAUUUGCUACAAUUGUUUUAACAAAGUCAAUAGUAAUUUAGAUAUAGGAAUAUUUGGAUAAAUUUAAACAUUCUCUGACACUUUAUUUAUUUAGCCAUGUAUGGAACUUUUUCAGGUUUUGUAGUAGUUUUAUAUUUGGUUUUGUUGUCCCAGUUUUGAGCAUAAAAAGUUAUGACAUUUUGUGUUGGUUCAACCAAGACGCGGUCUCACUUGAAAAAUAGAACUGGAAAGUCAUCAUAAACAAUAUUUCAAAUAAAUUCUAUAUACAACUGAACCAGAUAAUAAAAGUAUAAAAAAUCAUAUAAUCUUCUUCAAGAUAACCAUUAUAAAAGUGUAUCAAAUGACAUCAUUAUAUAUAUAUAUAUAUAUUGAAACAGUUGAGUUAGUUUCAAAAACCAGUUUCGUUGAAUCCUUGGGGAAGAAAAAAUUUUAAACACAAGUUUCGUCCGAUGGAAUCGAGGACUUGGUCAAAGAUUUCACUUCAAUGGUGGAGACAUUCAGAAAUCAGAAUACGUCACUGUCAAGUAAACAUAAGCAAAGCUCAUUCAGAAGUGGGAACGCUUGGCAGAAAAUAACACCCUCGUAGCUGCAUCUAACUUUGCUUACAUGUCAUUCUCAUAUUGAGUUUUUCAGAAACGAAGAUCAUGAGGAAAUUUCGUUCAAACGCGUUAUGGGACACAUUAUGGGCAAAGUCAACUAUUUGCUUGUUGACGAUUCUAAUCUCCCCCCUUCCUCGCGCUUUCAUAUUUCAUAGGUCAUACAACUCUUUUUCUAUGGGCUUGCUCUUUUCGAUCAUUAUUUCUCUUCACUCUGAAAUCUAUUCGAGUUUUGACAACAGAGAUGAGUUUUGUGUUUUCUCCACCGUCUUUUCAUAGUUCAUACGAUGGUUUUCAGACACAAGCCCAAACUUCGUUCGAUAAAUUCGAUGACAACUUUAAUUCUACGAUGAAAUGGGCAGUGGCUGGGUCUAUUGUUUAUCUGUUGGUGGUGAUAAUGGCCAUUAUAGCAGUAGUAUACGCCAUUGUUCAGUGCUUGAAGAAAGCAGGAUCAGUGAUUCCAGCUUACACCCAGAUUCCAAAUACAGAUAAUGACCAUAAAGCUUCAAAUUCACCUCCUUCAAACAACAAAGAAAUUGCAUUAGCAAUGCCACCAGAUUCACAAGUGGAGUUUGCAACUAUGGAAAGAUUCCUCGACAACAUCAACCAAGAGAAACCCAUCAGAUUCUCACCUGAGGAACUUGAAGAAAUCACAAAGAACUACACCACUGUUUUGGGGUCAGGUGCUUUUGGGGUGGUUUAUGAAGGUGAAUUGUCAAAUGGACAGCAAGUUGCGGUGAAAGUUCUCAACAGUUUGGAUCUUGGUACAGAAGAGCAAUUCAGGGCAGAAGUUAGCACCAUAGGAAGAACUUACCAUAUCAAUUUAGUUACGCUCUAUGGCUUUUGCUUCCACCGUGAAAAGAGAGCUCUUGUAUAUGAGUAUGUGCAAAAUGGGUCUCUCAACAAUUUAUUAUUUGGCAGUCUGAACAGAGAAGUUGAGUUUGGGAAGCUUCAUGAGAUUGCCAUUGGAACCGCAAAAGGAAUUGCUUACUUACAUGAAGAGUGUCAACAUAGGAUCAUUCAUUAUGAUAUUAAACCAGAGAACAUACUUCUUGGCUUGAACUUGGAACCAAAAGUAGCCGAUUUUGGUCUUGCAAAACUUUGCAGCAGAGAAAGCAGCCAUGUCAAUAUGACACACUUCAGAGGAACAAGAGGAUAUGCUGCACCAGAAUUGUGGAAGUGUUCUCCUGUGAAUUACAAGUGUGAUGUUUAUAGUUUUGGUAUUAUUCUCUUUGAGAUUGUGGGGAGGAGAAGGCAUUUUGAUAGUGGCUGCAGUGAAUCACAGCAAUGGCUUCCGAAAUGGACAUGGGAUAUGUUUGAGAACAAUGAAUUACCAGUGAUGCUUUCACUGUGUGGAAUUGAAGAGAGAGACCGGGAAAAAGCAAAGAGAAUGUUAAUGGUGGCCCUUUGGUGUGUUCAAUAUUUGCCUACUGAUAGACCUCUUAUGAGUAACGUGGUAAAGAUGUUAGAGGGUGACAUAGAAGUCCGUCCACCACCAUUUCCCUUUCAGAAUUUGGUGUCUUGUUUGCCACCACUGACUUCGCAGCAGGGAACCAAUGAAGGCUUAGAUGCUUCUACUUCAUGGGUGACAGAAUCUUCUGAAACAAUCUAA